Messenger RNA from Pomacea canaliculata, 1059 nucleotides. Its product is annotated as patched domain-containing protein 3-like. Gene Ontology annotation, cellular component: membrane. Lineage: Eukaryota; Metazoa; Mollusca; Gastropoda; Architaenioglossa; Ampullariidae. Gene Ontology annotation, biological process: transmembrane transport. The coding region runs from base 1 to 1059 and encodes 352 amino acids. Gene Ontology annotation, molecular function: transmembrane transporter activity. The record is from RefSeq and is a predicted model, not a curated record. The transcript has a single exon.
AUGAUAGACUUGAUGAAAAAAGCACGAAGCGAUUCGGACGUUUCCCCUCUCGGAACAUACUGCUGGUUUACCGACUACAUCUUCAGCGAGCAUUUCAACGUGUCCAGCCAAACGGCCUUCGCCACAUCCCUGUCGCAGGACUUCCUGCCAAAUAACCUCCGCUACAUUGGUGACGUGGUCUUUGAUGCGCUAAACGAGACGGUGGUGGCGUCCCGCUGCCACGUGAUGUCCGAGAACCUGCGAGAGUCCACACAGCAGGCGGAUCUGAUGUUGCGCAUGCGCGACCUCGCCGACAAUGCCCCUUUGCCCACCUUUGCUUACCAUCCGGCCUUUGUGUUCUUUGAACAGUACGUUAUGAUCAUGAGCUCCACCCUGCAGACGGUCGGCAUCACCCUCGCUGUCAUGUUCGUCGCCACCUUCGUCUUCCUCGUCCACCCUACCAUCGUCCUCCUUGUCUUCAUCAACAUCCUCAUGAUCAUCGUGGGCAUCUUCGGCUUCAUGGGAAUCUGGGGCCUGACUCUGAGCUCGGUCACCAUGAUCCACCUUAUCAUGAGCGUCGGCUUCUCCGUCGACUUCUCGGCGCACGUCUGUUCGGCCUUCAUGCUAGCUCAUGGUGGGUCGCGUCAGGAGCGUGCGCAGUACGCCCUCGUCCACGCCUCCGGUCCCGUCUUCAACAGCGGUUUCUCCUCCUUGAUCGGCAUCGUCGUCCUCGUCUUCUCCGACUCGUACAUCUUCCAAUCCUUCUUCAAGAUUAUGUUGCUCGUCAUCUCCUUCGGGAUCAUCCACGCCGUCUUUCUGAUUCCCGUGCUGCUGUCGUGGAUCGGGCCCAUGAUAGCCGAGGACUCCAUGUUCCAGACAAACGCCAACGGUUCCUGCCAGGAAACAGAUGUCUCCGCCGUCGCCUACAAGAAGCAGAACAUCAGCUCAUCAGGAAACGGUGUUUUGAGCGAGAAACUCAACAGCGACCUGUUUGCUGGCAAUGGCACCAUCAAAAGCCCUCUUUAUGAAACACUAGGUUAUGUUGUGGAAUAUGACAAUCAAGCUUACACGCACUUGUAA